This is a messenger RNA of Aspergillus alliaceus, 1308 nucleotides long. RefSeq lists its product as uncharacterized. The coding region runs from base 1 to 1308 and encodes 435 amino acids. The transcript has 2 exons. Lineage: Eukaryota; Fungi; Ascomycota; Eurotiomycetes; Eurotiales; Aspergillaceae. The record is from RefSeq and is a predicted model, not a curated record.
AUGGGUAUACCUAUGUACCGCGAGCCUUCGUCCGCCGCGACUGCGAAGACCAACCCUAUCAAAGACCCUUGUGCCGCUGCACGUUCCGCGAUCCGUCGCCAGGCCAGUAUUCGGCGCCCUGCACGUUCCAGUAGCUCUGCCUUGCGCAGCGCAACUUUGCGUUCGCCAUUUCCCCGUCCGCUAGCAGAUGAGAUUGAACGCGAAGCGAAUGGAUCUCUGCGUCAUGUACGGUCUUCUAUCCCGAAUUCCGGUUCCGGUGAAGAUCCAUUCGACCUGACCAGUGGCCUGUCGGAUUCUAGCGCACGGGAAGCAGGCCAGCGCUUACUCAACGAUGUUCUCCUCCACAGCCGUCCUGGUCACAGAUUGAGAAUCCCGCGCAAUCCUGUGAUAGACGACAUAUACUUACGCUCAGCGUCUGGUGACAAUGGGGGCGCUCGACCAGAACAAGAUCAUUCACCCCCUUCUUUUACUCCUCGUUUUGCCCCAGCGAUUGCGUACCACAGGACAGCAUCUUCUCAGGCGCCCCCCGACGUCCGUUUGUCGCCAUUUCCUCGGUCGGAUGCUCUUGGAGGGGAUGCCUCGAUUGGUUCAACUAUACCUCUAUUACGGCGGGUUGGUCAGCGGUCUAUCAAUCAAGCGAGCCACUCAAAUUCCCAGACUGUCGUUGAUGGGCUUGGAGAUCGCCAGCGAAGCGUAAGCCCAGAUGGCGACCACGCAAAUGACGCAUGGGAAACGCUUUUGACCACCAUUACACCAGACACCAACCUUCCUAGCGCGGAUUCCUCUUUCACAUCAGCAGGCACAAACGCUUCAGUGAACGGAACCUCGAGAAGCUCGGCGACUUCUUUUGGAACACUACCAAGUUCCGGGGACUCCACUGCGGCAACCGUACAGAUGGUUCUUGACCCUUAUCCGGAAUUUCUCAACCCAUGUGACUAUUCUAGUUCAACCGACUCCGAGUCCGACUCGGAGGCAGAGGCUACCCAGAAUUCAUUAUUUCAUUACCAUUACCGCCGCAUACGCGAAAUAAACGCUAGGAGGGAUGCCAGGAGGCGCGCUCGUAAUGUGCAUUCGACCAUGAGUAGCCAUCCUCCGAUCCCUACGAUCUCAUUUGCUAUUUCCGAUUCUACCGAUCCGGACCUUCACCAUAUGCAGGCUAUUCUGGAUCGACUUGCCCGACGAGAAGAUGUCCCUGAUGAUUUGUGGACCGCAGCUGGUCUGUCUCGCACCAUCGGUCAUCGGGUCGCCGCAAAUGACGGAACCAGCAACCCUGAUGCGAUUGAUGGACCAUCGAGACAGCAGCAGUGA